AUGACACUCGUGUCCCAGAACGAUCUGGCAGAACUGCCUACGCCGGACAUGAUAACCCUUCUCUUCAAGUGCCACAAGUCCACAACCGCGCUAUCUGUUUUACCAACCCGACCGUUCACGGAAAUAAAAGCUCUCCUGCUCGCAGCCCUUGAAUCACGCAACGUGAAGACAUUGCCAGACUCCAGCGCGCCCCUCCCAAACGACCCAGAAGAGUUGGAAUUUGGCGUGUUAGCAGACAAAAAAGAUCCGAGUAAAGGUUGGAUUCUCUUGGAUGUCAAGGAGCAAGAGAUCACAGGUCCUAAAGACAAUAAAAAGAAAGCUGGCGGAAAGCAAUCCAUUUUCAAUCAGAACCCGCUUGGGGCUGGUCUAGGCGAUGGAGCCUGGAUAGCAUACCGAGCAAAGGUGAAGCAGAAAGAACCACAAAUGGAAGAAGAAGAUCACGAAGGUGGUACUCCAGACAUCCAGAUAGACGAGGAUCCUGGAUUCGAUGUGAUAAUUCCAAGUUUCGAGGACGAGACUGAUUGA
Messenger RNA from Fonsecaea nubica, 525 nucleotides. RefSeq lists its product as hypothetical. The transcript has a single exon. NCBI's taxonomy places the organism in Eukaryota, Fungi, Ascomycota, Eurotiomycetes, Chaetothyriales, Herpotrichiellaceae. The record is from RefSeq and is a predicted model, not a curated record. The coding region runs from base 1 to 525 and encodes 174 amino acids.